AUGUCCAGCGAUCAAGAUAAGCCAACGGAGCUCGAGCAGGUUCCGCUCAAAUCAGACACCGACGCUCCAGCUGGGACCACAGAGACCUUAGAAGAGGCAUUCCCUCCCCUACCGUCUCAGCAGAAGAAAACCUGGUUCUUCAAAAAAACGAAGAAGACAGUCAUUGAACAACCGAAAGGAGAAGAGGAAAAAGUCGGUGAGGAGAAGCCGGCCAAAAAAUGCUGGUGGGGAAAGCACAAAACCGAAGAGGAGCAAAAAAGCGAUCAUAUGUCGAUUGGAAUCGAUCUCGUGAACAGGGACGAGAAGGGUAUCAAUGAGCAUGUUCGCUUUGGUUUCGAAGAUAUCUUUGGGGAAGCUGACACCCAACACUCGUGGGACUGCGUAUGGCGACUGGUGUAUAAGGUGUUCAUUUGGACCCGUCUUUUCGUCUAUCGCCUCUGCUCACUCAUUCUUGGCCUGCCAGCAGCUAUCCUUUUCGGUAUUCUGUUCGCUAUCGUUUCCGUCAUCAAUGUGUUCGCUUGCGUACCGAUUGCCAAACUCCUAUCGAUUCCGGCCAACUGGCUUGCUAAGACCUGGAGCUGGCUCGUACAUGCGAUUGUCGAUCCUGUGGCCAGUUCAAUUGCACUGCUAUUCUCAUCGUUCACCAUCAGAAAGUACGGUAUCAACUCGCAGCCAACAGAUCCAUGUGUUGCCUGA
Molecule: messenger RNA, 696 nt
Organism: Haemonchus placei
Lineage: Eukaryota; Metazoa; Nematoda; Chromadorea; Rhabditida; Trichostrongylidae
Source: the annotation of a GenBank genome assembly